Prunus armeniaca (apricot) is the source of this 1296-nucleotide messenger RNA. The record is from the annotation of a GenBank genome assembly. Lineage: Eukaryota; Viridiplantae; Streptophyta; Magnoliopsida; Rosales; Rosaceae.
AUGACAGGCAUCCACAAGAAGAAUCUGCUGCAGCUGGAAAGGGGUCUGAACAAAAGGGACCAUCUUUUGUUACCUAGGAAGAUGUCGUUGCCAUGCUGGAAAAGGAGCUUAGUCGAAGCUAGGAGGAUUGGAAGUACAUUCCUCAACCAUCGUACCCGUCGAGCUUACUCCAGCAGCCCUAUCCCAAAGCAUGAAGAGAGGGUUACUACCACGCAGCUCAACAACACUCGCCAAAAGCAAAGGGAGGAUCCGGUGGACUUUGUACGGAGAUUCCGGGAUUUGGCUCUCGACUGCUAUGAUGAAAAAGAUGAGAAGGCACUUGUUGAGAUUUGCAUCAGCAACAUCGUGGCAGACUACAGAGUUUACUUGGAGAAUAUUGGCAUCAGUCAAUUUUCUCAGCUGCUGGAAGCAGUAAGGAAGACGAGCAUGUCUGUUAAGCCAAUUGGGCAAAGAAGUUGGAGGAGUGAAAAGAAGGAAGCACAUCAAACGAUGGCCGUAGAUAAGUCAUCCAAUGACUACAACUCACGCAAACGAAAGGAUAGGGAGACGUACCCUCCAUUGCCAUGCAAAGACGAAGAAUUUCAUGCCAUUCUUGACACAAUGAUUGCUGACGGUGCAAUCAAGCCCCUUAAGCCCUACAAGGUCCCUACUAGGGAAGAGAAAAGCGAUCCCAGGUACUGCCGUUACCAUCAAUUUGUAGGGCAUCCAACUACUGCCUGCCAGAGCCUAAGGAGGAUCUUACAUGGUAAAAUAAACGAAGGGGUUCUUGAGCUCCCCUCUAGGAAGCAAACUAUCGAUGAGGACCAUUUGCCAAAGCGAAGGGGAAAUGAGGUAGCUGUUGUUGUAACAUGUUCUGACGAUUUUCUCGGUGAUGAUGAAUUGUGUCACCCAUGGAAGAACGACCCGAAGCCACCUGAGGCUAUUUGGGAGCCUUGCGGAAACAUGGAGAAAGCUUACUGGCGAAAAUAUUCAGAACCUUCAAGCUAUAAUACGCCAUGGCCACUUGCUGACGGGUGGGACGGCUGUGCAGACAACGAAGUGUUUAUGUUGGACAUGCCAGAAGAACAAUGCAUGGGAACCUCCUCGGGGCAGCAGGAAACGGCUGCUGUAACAUUUCAUGCUCUUAUAGAAGCUGAGGCAACUGUAAUAGAGCGUUACCUAGGUGCAAAGCAAGGACCUACAGCUUUGCAAGUUCUCCAAAGAAAUCCAAAGUUCAAGUCACUCUUCGACCAACUUGGUUUUGGACCUCAGACAAGGGAAGCAGCUGUUGUAGCUUUCAUGAACAUUUCUGCAUAA